Molecule: messenger RNA, 7051 nt
Organism: Seriola aureovittata
Lineage: Eukaryota; Metazoa; Chordata; Actinopteri; Carangiformes; Carangidae
Gene: ampd2a
Product: adenosine monophosphate deaminase 2a
Exons: 19
Coding region: 634-3036 (800 amino acids)
Biological process (GO): AMP metabolic process; IMP salvage
Cellular component (GO): cytosol
Molecular function (GO): AMP deaminase activity
Source: RefSeq, a predicted model, not a curated record
CUUUGAUAUUCUAUUGCAAAAAGAGAAGGUAGGAGGAUACAGUUCAAACACUUUGACCUUAAGGUAACAUUUAAACCUCAAAGGCCAGAGCCAGUGGUAUGACCUUUUUAAGAAAGAAAAGAUAACUGUCAGAUAGAUAGAUAGAUAGAUAGAUAGAUAGAUAGAUAGAUAGAUAGAUAGAUAGAUAGAUAGAUAGAUAGAUAGAUAGAUAGAUAGAUAGAUAGAUAGAUAGAUAGAUAGAUAGAUAGGGAAAUAAUUUUAAACUGUACUCAAUCACAACCAUCCUGCUACUGUUUAAUGCUGUUUCAGUUGGAAGAUGCUGGUGUGUGACAGGCCUCACACCUCAACGAUGGACCUCAGUCAAACCGCCCCCAGCUUCACCAGACUCUGCCAUCCCCAUGGCAAUUAUUACCUAGUGACAUUUCUCAGAGCUGUAGUGGGCGGUAGGAGGAGCUUGCUCUAUUGGGAAUCCAACAAGACACCCUUAUCUGUGACUUCUUAAAAUAUAUUUCUAGACUAAACUGGAGCUGACACAUGUUUUUGUCAUUCUCUCACAAUCUGGGGACUGCUUGUCAGGACAUUCCCUGUCUUCACGCGCCUCAGUGAGUUUCUGCUCGACGCUGGUCCUCAACAAUGUCAGGUGAUCUGUGUGGUGCAUCUGGGCCCAAGCCCCUCAGGCCCCAGCGAUCCCUCCCAGGGACGCCUGUUUCUCUCACACACUACCCCAUUGACCUGCGAACAUCCAUGGAGGAAAAGUACAAAGAGAUUGCUCAGGAGCUGUUCACGCGCAGCAUGGCAGAGAGCGAGAUGCGAAGCGCUCCUUAUGAGUUCCCGGAGGACAGCCCUAUUGAACAGCUGGAGGAGAGACGGCACCGCCUAGAGAGGCAAAUCAGCCAGGACAUUAAGCUUGAGCCAGAGAUCUUGCUCCGUGCCAAACAGGACUUCAUGAAAAUCGACAGUGCGGCAGACCUAGAGUUAAUGAAGGAGCAGAGUGUGGACACGGUUGAUGAUGGCUUUAAGGGGAGGGAAAUGCCAAUGGAGCGAGAGUACCAGCGGGUCUCAAUAUCUGGAGAGGAAAAGUGUGGGGUGCCUUUCACUGACCUGGUAGAUGCUGCUAAGUGUGUGGUGAAGGCGUUAUUCAUUCGGGAGAAGUACAUAAACCGAUCCAUGCAGAGCUUUUGUAAGACCACAACUCACGCCUUACAGGACCUCGGGAUGAAGCCUCUGGAUCUGAGAGUCUAUGAUGACAUACCGGAGACCCCUGUAGAUGCUGAUGCCCCCGUCCACCCACCUGUUUCCGAGACACACCCCUAUGACAAUCAGGACCCCAAGAAUAUGCCACCAGACACUGGAUAUGGGUGCAAGAUGGUGGAUGGAGUAGUCCGUGUCUACACCAAGAAAAACAACAUGGAAAGCACAGAACUGGACCUGCCGUAUCCUGACCUGAAGGAGUAUAUUGCAGACAUGAAUGUUAUGAUGGCCCUCAUCAUCAACGGGCCAGUGAAGUCUUUCUGCUACCGCCGCCUCCAGUACCUAAGCUCCAAAUUCCAGAUGCACAUCCUCCUGAAUGAGAUGAAGGAGUUAGCAGCUCAGAAGAAGGUUCCUCAUAGAGACUUCUACAAUAUACGAAAGGUGGACACACACAUACAUGCAUCAUCCUGCAUGAACCAGAAGCACCUGCUGCGAUUCAUCAAGAGAGCCAUGAAAAAAUAUCCCGGGGAGAUCGUUCACAUUGAGCGUGGCCGGGGUCAGACCCUCAAGGAAGUGUUUGAGACCAUGAACCUGACAGCCUUCGACCUGAGUGUUGACACUCUCGACAUGCAUGCGGACCGUAACACGUUCCAUAGGUUUGACAAGUUCAAUGCCAAAUACAACCCCAUUGGAGAAUCCAUCCUCAGAGAGAUUUUCAUCAAGACUGACAACCACGUUGAAGGAAAAUACUUUGCACACAUAAUCAAGGAGGUGAUGUAUGACUUGGAGGAGAGCAAAUACCAGAACUCUGAGCUACGUCUGUCCAUCUAUGGCCGCUCCCGAGAUGAGUGGGACAAGCUGGCUCAGUGGGCCGUCAAACACCGAGUGUACUCUGAUAAUGUGCGCUGGCUUAUCCAGGUGCCACGUCUAUUUGAUGUUUACCACACAAAGAAGCAGCUGGCUAAUUUCCAGGAGAUGUUGGAGAAUAUCUUCUUACCUCUGUUUGAGGUCACGAUCAACCCCCGCAGUCAUCCUGAGCUGCAUCUCUUCCUGGAACAUGUGGUGGGUUUUGACAGUGUGGACGAUGAGUCCAAACCUGAGCACCACAUUUUCAACCUUGACAGUCCGCUGCCAGCCAACUGGACAGAAGAAGACAACCCACCCUACUCCUACUACCUCUACUAUACUUACGCCAACAUGACUGUGCUCAACCACCUGCGAAGGCGUCGAGGAUUCCAUACAUUUGUCCUGCGACCUCACUGUGGGGAGGCGGGGCCAAUCCACCACCUGGUGUCAGGUUUCAUGUUAUCAGAGAACAUCUCCCAUGGGCUGCUGCUCAGAAAGGCUCCAGUGCUGCAGUAUCUUUACUACCUGGCUCAAAUUGGCAUUGCCAUGUCACCACUGAGUAACAACAGCCUGUUCCUCAGUUACCAUCGCAACCCACUGCCGGAGUACCUGUCCAGAGGCCUCAUGGUCUCUCUGUCCACUGAUGAUCCCCUUCAGUUCCACUUCACUAAGGAGCCUCUGAUGGAGGAAUACAGCAUUGCUACUCAGGUGUGGAAACUGAGUUCCUGUGACAUGUGUGAGCUGGCAAGAAACAGUGUCCUCAUGAGUGGGUUUUCACACAAGGCCAAAAGUUACUGGUUGGGCCCCAGUUAUUCCAAGGAGGGUCCUGAAAGCAACGACAUCCGUCGCACCAACGUCCCUGAUAUCCGUGUGGCAUACCGCAGCGAGACGCUCUCUGAGGAGCUUAAUCUCAUCACUCAUGCCGUGCGCACAGAGGAGCUGGACACUAUUGAUGAGGAGGACUCUCUGUCCAUGGGCCCUCUGCCAGGACAGCGCUGAAUACUGUCAUCCUGUCUCAUCCUGUAAACCCACAACCCUGUGGUCCACCUAGCAUGACACUGAACAGGCAUGGUGCGAGAGUAAUUCUGCUGUUCAUUUUACAUAAAGUAUAAACACCACCAACCAUCACUAUAGAAGUAUGCCGCACACUGACAGCUGCACUGUUAUCAAAAAGCCAAGGAUACAGUGCUGCCAGAGCACUUGAGCUUCGACAUCCUUCAACUUCUUGUGUCCAAAUCAUUUUUAUGUUGCAGGAAAAUACAUUACAUCCAUAUUAUUGUUAAAAUGUUUAAUUUGAGGUUCUCCCCAGCUCUUUUUUUAGUAUCCCUGUAAUGUUCAAUCUGAGUCAGCAUGAUGAUGGUUAGCAGAUGCACCAGCAGGGAAACACUAGAAGCCAGUGUUUACGUCACCAGACCCACGACGACAAUGCUCUCUUUAUUUCUCCAUCCAGUCCAUGAGUCAGGCUGUCCAUCCUGUCCUGCUGCAGCCAACAAAUGAUCCCUGCAACAUUUCCUGUCAUUCACUGAAAAGUUUUCAUCAGAGAUAUUAUAUUAUCUCUGUCGUAUUUACAGAAACACAGAUAACCUGCACAUGUAAACUUUCCUAACAGCAAACCUGUUCUGAAUGUUGCUUAUCUUCCACUGUACAGUCAUGCUGCUUAAAUAACCUUAGUGUUUCUAUCAUCUUCAUUAUACAAACUUAGAAUGACUACAGAUGCAGCUUUAUUGGAAUAAUGCUGAGGUUGUUUGUGAAGGUGGGACAAACCUACACAACAAACUUUGUCAGGCGGCUUAAAGCUUGAAGAGACUAAAUCAGUCCUGUAACAAGAGGCGAUAGCUUCAGUCUGACUGCUGCAGUGCUGAAUAUCAGCCAUGCAUGGUGCUUGGUGUGGUUUCAGAUCAUUUGUUCGCCAAAUUGCACACACAGAAUCGUUCUUCCGUGAUUUCGAUCAGCUCCUACAUUAACAGAAAAGAGAGAAACUCCAUAACAAUCAAGUGAAGACAGAAGCAGACUUUCUGCAGUCGACAGCAAACAUUCCAUGAAGCAAACUACUUUUAGCUGCAAAAGAAUUGAGUCCCAGUAAGAAAAUCUUUUUUGUUUUGAUAUUUUCUGAGAGAGAUAUAAAGGGGAAAUGUGUAUUGUAGAUUGUAACUUGAGCACAAGUUAGUGUGAAUGAAUUAAGCAUCGCCCAAGGAGAAAGCCCUCACCUUUACCUCACUGUGGCCAUGAAGACAUGGGCCCUCUGUCCCUCCGAGGGUCCUGCUCACACUCAUUCCUUCCCCAGUGAAUGAACUAGAAAGCCGUGGAGUUUUUUUCCCUUUGCAUGCAGUGCACUGUACAUAUGCACCAAGCCAAGAUUUCACAGUGCCUUUUCAUUUUUAGCUUUUGGGCACUGCAUGCCCAUGUUUCUCCAAACUGUUUACAUGUAUAAAGGUUUGCUCUUUAUCACGCAACAAGUAUUGCAUAUAUUUUUCCUCACUCAUAUACAGUAGGCCUCUGCGCUGUUGUAAUAAUCACGCAGAUGGAACUGAAACCACCUAGCUGCAUGCUUGGUGUAAAAUAACUUUUACCUUGGCCUUCACUUGAGGAGGAAAGUUGAUUUGUUUCUAGUUCUCUGCUCAUAAGUGCUUCUUUUUUUUUUUUUUUGCAUGUCUGCAUGAAUAGUGGACGACAGGAGAGAAUGAGUCGUUUACCACAAGCUGUUAUGUAAAGCAUCUUAACUAAUUCAGGGCUGCCCACCAGCUUCCGAGUCAGAAAUCUGUUUGCAGUGAAUAUUACAGCAAACACAAUUGAACUCAGCAUUGUUCACCAUGUAGACAUGAACAAACCAUGCUGGGACAUGGUUGAGACCGUCACAUGGUUCUUGUAGCAUUUGUUUUUAACUCGCCCCCAAAUCUGAUUUAAAGCUGGGAUCACACAUCUCAGAUUUUUGUAUCGUUAACUCUUCAUGUUUUCAGACCACUCUACCUGCCACUGGACACUGUCCAACCUCCCAUCAACUGUGAGCAUUCUUCUUAUUCCUGGACGCUACUGUCGAGUAAUAUAUGACGCCAAGACUAGAAAAUAAUGAAUCAGGAAAUGUGGGCCUCUAUCUGAAUAACCACCUGUAAUGUUUUAUGAUAUAUACACGUUUGCUUUAGAGAUGAUUAAGAUGAAAGAUGAGAUACAGUAGCUUCUAAGUGUUCAGGGGAUGCACUGGCGUUGUGCGCUGAACAUGGUGGAAUAUGUGUGAUUCUUGGAUUUCAUGUAUAAAGUGUAUUUUUUUAAUGGCGAUAUAGAGAUAAGAAAUUUUAUAUUCGCAAUAUAUUGAUGUCAAGGUUUAACACUUAGUUUUGUUGCCGUUGAUAGUUUUUUUCAAUGCCGUUUUAUUGUCGUUAGCCUUUUUAAUUUGUUAAAGGAAUUGGAUACAACACUUAGUGUAAGUUCUGCCGAUUUAAUAUUAUAGUAACUGUUUCCCCUCAUGUUUAAUUUUUAUUACUGGUAGUUGUUGUGGUAGACCUGUACCAUUCAUGAUAGAAAGGUACACGAUUGAUACCUCUGACUUUAAAACCAAAAGUUGUCUCUACAGUAGCCAGCCAGACACUGACCCCUACACACACACACACACACACAUACACACACACACACAGAAACACACAAACACAAACUAAACCUUAUUCUACAUCAAGGCAGUUGACUUUUUCAUUUUUUUGUUGAAUGCAAACAAUCAUUUCAACCAUGUCUGUGAGAACUUUAGUCCUUUUCACUUGGGCUGAUCCACUGACGGACUGUGAGCUACACUGACUUGUCCUGAUACAUCAGUCCAAUCAGGUGGCUGAAGCACACAGUAUAUUAAGUAUAUUUCUCCAUUCACUAGCUGCAAUGUUUAACAACCACCUCGUUGACUACCUUAUAACAUUUUGUAAGGUAAUUAUGGAAAUAGAUUUUCGAUGACAGUUUUCCCUGUUGUGAUUUUAUCUCUAAAAGACAAAUAGGAUCUGACCCGAACCUUUUCCGUCCAUUCAGCUUCACAACUUGUUGUUCACUGUAUCUAUGUCGACUUCAUGGUUGUCUUUUACAGUCACCACAGAGCUACUCAUCUGUGCACUCACAGCAUAGUGCGCCCUACCUCACAAAUACUAAUCUCUGAUAAUGAUAAUUGAUAAUUAAAUCUCUGUGUUGUCCUCAGCAACAGCUUAGCUGACACUAAUCAUUAUUUUCAGUACUGACUAAUCCACUGAUUAUUUUCUCGAUAAAUCGCUUGGUGUAUAAAAUUAGAAAAUAGUGGAAAAUGCCUGUUAUAACUCCCAGUGCUGUGAGGUGAUGUAAUCAGAUUGUUUUCUCCAACCAAGAGUCCAAACACCUGGUGUACCAUGGUAGCAAACAAAGAUACAACAACAAAUCUUUACGUUUGAGAAGCUUGAACCUGUGAAUUCUUCAAAAAUUAUGUAAAAAGAUCAAGAAAUCAUCACAAUUGUUGCUGAUUAUUUUUCUGUCAAUUAGCUAAUUGAUUUAUCUCAGUAAAUAAUGGCACAGGAGAAGCAAUUCCCAAGAGAAAAGAAGAGUAGAAACCAUUUAAAGAUACUGUAGAGUUCUCUGAGCAGUUUGUUUGGAUGCCAACACAAAAACACACCAGUUAUUCAAAUAUAAUAUUCACAGAUUAAUAGUCUACUAUCUAUAUGAAUAUGUUCUGUUGUUAAGACAUUCAGCUUGAUUUAUUUGUGUGUUCUAAUGUCACAGUGUAUUAAUUACAAAUAUUCUGAUGCUCACACUCACAAGUUAUGUUUGUGUUCAGCUGAUAUUUUUUCUAGUAUCUUUGUUUUUACACAGUCUUGUCACUUUUUUGACAUGGGUUUUUUUAAUUUUUAAUUUUUAAUUUUGCCUAUAUUUUGUGUCCAUUGAUCUGUAGCCAUAUUAUUGUCUGAAAUGGAUUGUCAGUGUUUUACAGAUUCAAAUGCUUCUGAUAAAGUUCAUGUGUAAUGUCUGAACAAUGAAAUAAAGCAUGUUUAUUUACAGAUUACAUAAUGACCACAUA